AUGUCAAGCCUCGCCUUUGGAGAACAGUAUCAUAUAACGCUGCAGAAGCGGUUAGUUAGCGGUUUUGACGAACGUCUUUUGGGCAACGUACAUGGCGUGGAUGAUACCAGGGAUCCAACCCAGGAUCGUCAAACAGAUGUUGAUGAGGAAGUCAGCACCGCAUCCGCGCUCAAGAAAGACUCCAAGAGGAGGCAGGAUGAAGGCAAAGAUGAGCUUGCAAAUGUCACUAAAAGCGGCAUCCGUCAGCAAAGCUGGUCGGGACUCGACUUGGCCGGACCCAAGGAGCCGAGGAAACCGGCUGCGGUCGGAUACAAGGGAGACCAGGACUGA
Molecule: messenger RNA, 330 nt
Organism: Aspergillus mulundensis
Lineage: Eukaryota; Fungi; Ascomycota; Eurotiomycetes; Eurotiales; Aspergillaceae
Exons: 2
Coding region: 1-330 (109 amino acids)
Source: RefSeq, a predicted model, not a curated record